AUGAGUCGUGUUUUGUGCCGUGCAGUUUUCACUCUGCGAAUAAAAGUGCCGCUCGCCUGCAAUAUGUCUGCGUACCUUAUCGAUGACCCUAAAUAUGCCUUCCUAAAAGACUUGGGUUUGGAGAAGAAAAACAUUGGAGUGUUUAAUGGAAAAUGGGAGGCAAAUGGUCGGGUGAUCCAAUCGAUCAGCCCGGCUAAUGGGAAAGUGAUAGCGGAGGUGCAGGCCGGGAGUCUGUCUGAUUACGAGGGCUGUGCUUCCGCCGCACAAGACGCUUGGCACUCCUGGGCUGAGCUGCCAGCGCCGGCACGGGGCGAAAUCGUCCGACAGAUCGGAGAUGCUUUGAGGGAGAAACUGCAGCCGUUGGGCCAACUGGUCUCGCUCGAAAUGGGAAAAAUUCUUCCCGAGGCCAUCGGCGAAGUGGUGGAGUACGUGCAUGUGUGUGACCUAGCUCUCGGACUGUCGCGAUCGCUGCCCGGCACCGUUUUCCCUUCAGAGAGACCGGGCCACAUCCUUAUAGAGAAGUGGAACCCCCUCGGCGCCAUUGGCAUCAUUACCGCGUUCAAUUUCCCAGUCGCAGUGUUCGGGUGGAAUAGCGCCAUUGCCAUGGUUUGCGGAGACACGAGCGUUUGGAAACCUUCGGAGACGACACCACUGGUUGCUGUCGCGGUCACCAAAAUUGUGGAGGGUGUCCUCAAGAAGAACGACCUGCCCGGCGCGGUGGCGGCUCUGUGCGUGGGCGGAAAGGAAAUCGGCCAGCAGCUGGUUAAAGACCCGCGGAUGAAACUCGUCUCCUUUACGGGCAGCACCGCGGUCGGGCAUCAAGUGGGUGUUGAAGUUCAAACGCGUUUCGGACGCCAUCUACUAGAGUUGGGCGGCAACAACGCGAUAGUUGUGAACGAGGACGCGAAUCUGGAACUUUUGUUAUCUGCCGCACUGUUCGCCUGCGCCGGUACGGCGGGACAAAGAUGCACCACAACCAGGCGAAUGCUCAUCCACAAAAAGGUGUACAGUGAGGUGGUGUCGAAACUGGCUAAAUCAUUCGCUGGCGUGGUCAACAAGAUCGGCGAUCCGUUGCUGUCAGAGACCUUAAUUGGGCCUCUGCACACACCGGCGGCAGUCGAAGCCUACAAGAAGACUGUUGCCGAAGCUGUUAAGCAAGGGGGCAAGAUCGAGUUUGGUGGGAAGGUCAUUGAACGGGAGGGAUAUUUUGUUGAACCAACAAUAAUCACCGGUCUACCCCACGACUCUCCGCUGGUGAAGAGCGAGUGCUUCGCCCCCAUUGUAUACUGUAUAGAAAUUCCCGAUCUGGAAACGGGUAUAAAGUACAACAACGAAGUUGACCAAGGCCUUUCGUCAAGCUUGUUCACAGAAAACUUGGGCAAUGUGUUUAAGUGGAUCGGGCCGCACGGCUCCGACUGCGGAAUAGUGAACGUGAACAUCCCGACGAACGGCGCGGAGGUGGGGGGCGCGUUCGGCGGCGAGAAGGCCACGGGCGGCGGCCGCGAGUGCGGCUCCGACUCGUGGAAGGCGUACAUGCGCCGCUCCACCGUCACCAUCAACUACUCCGGCGCCAUCAAGCUCGCGCAGAACAUCAAGUUCGGGGACGAG
This is a messenger RNA of Iphiclides podalirius (scarce swallowtail), 1608 nucleotides long. The record is from the annotation of a GenBank genome assembly. Lineage: Eukaryota; Metazoa; Arthropoda; Insecta; Lepidoptera; Papilionidae.